AUGGUUCCUGUGAAUUUAUCUCUUAGGGUAUCCCCAGGGGGAGUAUUCACGAAGGCUAAAUGGGCCACUAGGCCUGCAGCCAGAUACUCCUCCUUCACGCCGAAAAGGCCUGUUUUGCCGCCGCUGCGGAGGGUAUCAACACACGCAUCAAAUACCACCCUCCGCGAGGCAAACAAUGCUCCAAUUGCAAUUGUCAUAGGAGCCGUCACGUCUGUCGCUGUUGGUGCCAUCUUCAUUGCGAGGAAUAGAAAAGAGAAGGCAGAGCACUUCAUUACCUUGAAAUCAAACACUGGGGUUGAUCUGUUCACCGAGACUUCAGCUGAUUAUUCUAAACUUCCCAAAGAGACCGCAGUUUUCACGACUGCACCGCAUGUCCCUCCACCGAUUACCCGAGAUUACCCCGUGCUUCUUCAGGUACUAUUAACCACUAAAACGAAAACAGCCCAGCUGUCCAGCCAGCAUAAAUAUGAGCAAUGGACCUUUAAUGGCACCGUACCCGGGCCAUUCAUACGGGCACGAGUAGGUGACGUGGUGGAGUUAACGCUGACCAACCACGACGUGACGGGAAACCCGCACAAUGUCGACUGUCAUGCAUUCACAGGGCCAGGGGGAGGUGCAGCGCUUACCACAGCCGAGGAAAAUGAGAGCAAGACAGGAUUAUUUAAAUUGUUGCAUCCUGGGCUCUAUGUGUAUCACUGCGCUGCGGCCCCAGUACCGGUACACAUUGCUAACGGUAUGUAUGGGCUCAUUUAUGUACAGCCGGAAGAUGGCGGCCUGCCCCCGGUCGAUCGAGAGUACUACGUGAUGCAGAGCGAGUUCUACCAUGAACCACCAGAGGUAUUGGAGAACGGUAAACGCUCCUCGACGGUGGAGUUCUCGUACCCUAAUGCCCUGGAAGAGAACCCAAGCCUUGUUGUUUUCAACGGAAGCGAGUCUGCAUUGACUCGAGAUCAACCUUUGAAGGCGCAGGUUGGUGAGACAGUGCGUAUAUUCUUCGGGAACGCGGGGCCAAACUUGACCAGUGCCUUUCAUGUCAUCGGCAGUAACUUUUCAAAGCUGUACCGUGACGGGGACGUGGUGAGCCCGCCCGCAAACUGGGUGUCUACCACCAGUGUUCCCCCAGGCGGUUCGACCAUCGUGGACAUGAAACUGGCUGUUCCUGGAACCUACACCAUCGUGGACCAUGCAAUCUUCCGCUUGGACAAAGGCGCCGUUGGCUACUUGAACGUUUCGGGGAAGCAACGGCCGGAUGUUUACCAAAGCACCCUCCCACCUGCCCCGUGUGUUGGGUGCAAGCUACACCCUUGA
Molecule: messenger RNA, 1308 nt
Organism: Microsporum canis CBS 113480
Lineage: Eukaryota; Fungi; Ascomycota; Eurotiomycetes; Onygenales; Arthrodermataceae
Product: copper-containing nitrite reductase
Exons: 1
Coding region: 1-1308 (435 amino acids)
Molecular function (GO): copper ion binding; nitrite reductase (NO-forming) activity
Source: RefSeq, a predicted model, not a curated record